Molecule: messenger RNA, 6016 nt
Organism: Labrus mixtus (cuckoo wrasse)
Lineage: Eukaryota; Metazoa; Chordata; Actinopteri; Labriformes; Labridae
Product: serine/threonine-protein kinase PAK 3
Exons: 16
Coding region: 218-1942 (574 amino acids)
Biological process (GO): protein phosphorylation; regulation of axonogenesis; regulation of actin cytoskeleton organization
Cellular component (GO): cytoplasm
Molecular function (GO): protein serine/threonine kinase activity; ATP binding
Source: RefSeq, a predicted model, not a curated record
AGGGAACAGUGAGCAGCCAGUGAAGCAUCCAGCCUGCCGAACAAGCUUGCUUUUAGGGUCAGGAACUGGUCUGACAAGAGAAUGGCAAUCCUGCCUUUAAACUGUCAUUAGGACUGCACGGCUGACGAUGAAUCCACCCGAGCUCCUGGCUCAAAGGCGAAACACUCAGCAAGAGAAUGUGAAGACAUAUUUCAGGACAUUGUGAGUGCUACUAAAGAUGUCUGAUAGUGUCGAUAUUGAAGAGAAACCACCAGCCCCCCCCUUGAGAAUGAACAGUAGUUCCCGAGACUCUUCAUCGUUGAAUCACGCCUCUAAACCGCUUCCAAUGGCUCCUGAAGAGAAGAACAAGAAAGUCCGCCUGCGCUCCAUCUUCCCAGGGGGAGACAAGACAAACAAGAAGAAGGAGAAGGAACGUCCAGAGAUAUCCCUGCCCUCAGACUUUGAACACACCAUUCAUGUUGGCUUUGAUGCUGUAACAGGAGAAUUCACAGGUAUCCCAGAGCAGUGGGCACGGCUCCUUCAGACCUCCAACAUCACCAAGCUGGAGCAGAAGAAGAACCCGCAGGCUGUGCUGGACGUCUUAAAGUUCUACGACUCCAAAGAGACCGUCAACAACCAGAAAUACAUGAGCUUCACCUCAGGAGACAAGUCGGCACAUGGGUACAUCGCAGCAAACACUCUGAACCGGCUGCUGUCAUCUGGGCCUCCUGUCAGCCUUAGAACCUGCAGCGCAUUAUUUGACAAGGGAGCCAAAACAUCAUCGACAGAGCCCCCAAUCGCUCCCCCUGUGUCAGAAGAGGAGGAUGAGGAAGAAGAGGAAGAGGAGGAGGAGGAGGAAGAGGAGGACGAUGACGACGAGCUGCCCCCGGUCAUCGCUCCUCGGCCCGAGCACACCAAAUCUAUCUACACACGCUCCGUCUUGGAGCCAAAGCCCCCCACCCCUGUGAAAGAAGUCGUGACUCCCCCGGAGUCACAGGUCCAGCCGGAGAACACGUCCAACACGAUGUACCGCAACACCGACCGCCAGAGGAAGAAGUCCAAAAUGACAGAUGAGGAGAUUCUGGAGAGACUCAGGAGUAUCGUGAGUGUGGGGGAUCCCAAAAAGAAGUACACACGCUUCGAGAAAAUAGGACAAGGAGCAUCCGGCACUGUGUACACAGCCAUCGACAUAGCAACAGGCCAAGAGGUGGCCAUCAAGCAGAUGAACCUGCAGCAGCAGCCUAAGAAGGAGCUGAUCAUCAACGAGAUCCUGGUGAUGAGGGAAAACAAAAACUCCAACAUAGUGAACUACCUGGACAGUUACUUGGUAGGAGAUGAGCUGUGGGUGGUGAUGGAGUAUUUGGCCGGCGGUUCGUUGACUGAUGUAGUGACUGAGACCUGCAUGGACGAGGGCCAGAUCGCUGCAGUCUGCAGAGAGUGUCUCCAAGCCCUGGACUUCCUGCACUCCAACCAGGUGAUCCACAGAGAUAUCAAAAGUGACAAUAUUCUCUUGGGUAUGGAUGGAUCCGUCAAGCUCACCGACUUUGGCUUCUGCGCUCAAAUCACCCCAGAGCAGAACAAGCGCAGCACGAUGGUCGGAACGCCCUACUGGAUGGCACCGGAGGUGGUUACUCGGAAGGCCUACGGCCCCAAAGUGGAUAUCUGGUCCCUGGGAAUCAUGGCGAUAGAGAUGGUGGAGGGAGAACCACCCUACCUGAAUGAGAAUCCACUCAGGGCGUUGUACCUGAUCGCUACAAACGGCACUCCAGAGCUGCAGAACCCCGAGAGGCUGUCGUCUGUGUUCAGAGACUUCCUCAACCGCUGUCUGGAGAUGGAUGUGGACCGCAGGGGCUCUGCUAAAGAGCUGCUCCAGCAUUCCUUCCUGAAGCUGGCGAAGCCCCUCUCCAGCCUGACGCCUCUGAUUGUAGCUGCAAAGGAAGCCAUAAAAAACAGCAGCCGCUAGGGUGUGCCCUCUGUCCCCACCUGAGGCUGGAGCCCUGCCUGGGAUGUGUGCAUUCAUGGGGGGCAGGGGCUUGGGUGUGUGCGCGGUGGGUGACGUGACAGUGACAGCACAAGGAAGGCAGGCAGGGGGGGUUGAUUGUGUGGCAUACAGUGACAGCACAAGGACAAAAGACCCCCAGGCCUCACAUGUAGGACUGACAUCUGGCCUUGCAGCCUCUCGGGCCCCCAUGCUGCUGAACAGUCUUUGCCUCCUUGUUUACUUCUCCAGCACUCUGUACAUGUAGAGCAGUCCAUCACAAGUGUGUGUGUGUAUGAGCAAGUGUGUGCGUGUGUGUACAGAAACUGUGCACAUCCCUGUGUGUGAUAUGUCUCAUGCAGAAGUGGCUCAGAAAAAUAACCAAGAAAAAACAGUGAAAAAUCAGAAAACAUGCUGAAUUCAAGUCCAGGAGUGAAGAGGAGAGAGUGAUGAAGAGUCUGGUUUGAGAGUUUCUUUCCUCUGGUCCCUCAGUGGAACACAAUCAGGCCACACCUGCACCUGCUUAUCUGAGAGAGCGACUCUGAGACCCCCCCCCCGCCUGCAUGACUUUGGCUCUGAGGAGAACCACGGCUUCUCCUCUGCAGACUGACACAUCUCGAGGCGGCAUAUUUGUGUGUGUUUGUGUGUGAAUGUGUGUGGGGGUGCAGCUGCAGCAGAAACCGUCAGGUGUGAUUUUACAUGACCUUUACCAGCUUUAACCAUCCUUCAUUAAUCUGCUUCACAUCAGAGCAGGGAUCCAGGUCUCACACUCAUUCUGUGACCGAGUCACUGGAGUUCAGGUUAGCUUUUGUUAAUCCGCUGAUUUUCCUCUCUGAUUAUUUUAAAUACCGAAACACUGUUGUGUCACAUUUUGCCUGCAUAACACCUUGAAUCUAACCAUAGGCGUACACGGCAUCCAUAAUACCUUUCAACUGAAGGUUGCACCUGCUAAUAUUUAAUUCUGGAAACCUAUCACACAUCCUGUCUCACCAAUUUAAGAGGGGAAAGCGUUUCAAUAAAAGGGGAAUGUGGCAGAAUUACUCAAAUUAUACAAAAUAGUGUCAGCCUUACCAAUAAUGACGCAAUUUAUCUGCAGAAUCAAGUCAGAAGAUCGUUCAUAACUGCUUGCCAACAUCAACUAGAGCAUUCAUAGUGUACAAAAAUCUCAUAGAGGAUGAAUAUAUUAUAGACACUCAGUAUGUGUGCCUCUCUUUUUUUAUGAUAUUGGAAAUAAAUCAGAACUGUGAGGCUAAUUUAACAGCUUUCUUAAUUAAUAUUAAGCUUUUUUUUUUUAAUACCAUACUGUAAUAAACUGCACGUUAAUUCCCCUCCACACCACAAGGAGACACCAUGCAGUGGUUAGGCGUUCUCGUGGCUCCAGUUUAGACUUUACAUGAUUGGAAAGGUUCUCAUUUUAAUCUCGUUUGUGUUGAUGGAUUAAGGUGCAAACAGGAGGGGGGGGGGGGGGGGGGGGGGGGGGGGGGGGUAAUAUCUCAGACCAGUGGUUCUCAUCUGGUCUAGCCUCAAGACCCAUCACCACCUACUCAAUGACAAAUCCCCAAUCUCUCAAUGUAUUGAAUGAAAAAUGGCUCAAUUUGCACCAGAGAUAGAUCGAUGUAGUGUAUGUGAAAUCACUAGAGAAAACAGUCUUUGAAAGAAGUGAACACGUUUGCCUUUAUAAGCAGAUCUGUUCGGCUCUGAAUGCUUAUCUCAGUUUGAUGCUUCCAUGCGCCGACAUUUUGCUGCACGCCGACACACUGAGGUUUUUGUGCCUUUUUUUUCCUUAAUCUAUAAAGCCAAACUGGUCCAACGAAUGGGCCAUAUUAAAAAUGCUUACUCAAACUAACUUCUGGCUAAUUUACAAACAAAAGAAUUGACAUUUUAAAAUGAGUGUUUGUGGGGCUUCCUGUUUUUAUUAAUAGUUAGCCUCAAGUGGACACAUGGGGAACUGCUUUUUAUUUUUGCACUUUAGCAUUGCCUCCAUUUUUCGACACUAGAGCCUGCCGCUUAAAACACAAACUCUACUCUUCUUUUUAGUACUAAUAUGAUUAUCUUGCUGUGAAUGGUGGCUGGCAACCAGUGUGAAGGUGCACCACCACCAUCGACUGUGUUGGAGUGGGAAAGGACAACCCUUCAACUGCACGAGAAACACAUGUCCUUGGAAAUAAAACUAAAAAUGAACCUUUUGCUGCAACUUUUUUCUCCCCCCAUGUACAUAUCUGAGAGCCACUGAAAAAAGCUCAACAACCCACUUUAGGGUCCUGAACCGCCAGUUGAGAACCACUGUGUUAGUCUUGCUAAUGAGCCUUUGUUUCUUAGAAAUGUGGCACAAUGAAGGUCAAGUUAUUUUUGCACCUGCAGUGAGUUGGAGGUCUGGUGCCACACACGGUUUCUUUGAAUGCCCCGUGCAUCACUGUGACCAACAUGUUAAACAGGAGCGAUUCCCCUUUGACUUAAAACAUUAAAAGCUGAAUUUAUAUUUAAUUGAAAGGUUAUCUUCUAUUGCAGAGAGCAUGAUAUGACUGUGACUUAUCCAGAAUGAGCGCCACAGAUGUCCUCCUUACCUGAACACAUAAUACCAUCGUCUCUGCAGACGUCUCCUCUGUUUUUUUUUUUUUAAAUGCUGCUCACACAUGCUUCAGUGACUUUUUUGUCUCUGUCUGGUGUCUUAUGUAACCUUUUUUUUUUCAUGCAAUCCCUCUGUUUUGUAGUGAAUCCAUGUGGCAGGAAAGAGAGGGGGAAUGUUAUCCACUGAGCGAGUACCGAGUGCCAUUUCAUGAUUGUACCUUGUAGAGCGCUGAAGCUGUCGUCGAGGCUCUUUUUUCUUCACUAGAAUUACUUCCUAACGUGUUUCAAACUCACUCCUGUGCAGAGGUCAUCUACAUUGAGUGGGCAUUUCAUAGCUUUGUCAGGCUUUGUCUCCCAUGUAGCACCUUUCCAUGUGUGUGUGUGUGUGUGUGUGUGUGUUUGUGUGCGUGCGUUAGGGGGCUACCUCAGUCUGCACUAGAAGAUGCCUCACUCAUGUUGUCCACCUUGACUCUGAGGGUGCCGGGUAGCUGCUUUAGUCCUAUUGUACCUCCAUUUGUACAGCUGAUGUACAGAAGAUGAAGGAGUGAUGUUUAGACAGGAGGAUGCGACAGAAUUCAUGCAUGUAAAACAAAAACUAUACACUGUAUCUCAUCUUGGAAUAGGUUAAGAUUGUUAGGAUAUGUAUGUAUGUAUGUAAAUAUGACGGGAAAACACCCCUUUUUUUCAGAAGUAUGUAACUUUAAAUGACUGUAAGCAGGUUGCUCAAUGGUCUGUAUCAAUAAAUGUUUUGCACCCUGGAUGAAAAAGGAAAAGAAAAAAAACGAACCCACACACACGCCGUCUCCGCACUCCUGGAUCUCCUGUUUGGGCUUCGUACGGGACACUCCUUCAUCUGGACAGAGAGCCCCAAGAACGCAGCACUCUUGAGUGUUAGUACAUGUGUGUGCGUUUGUGUGUGUAGGUAGGUGUGUGUGGCCCGUCAGGAAGCUCCGCUGACCGCCGGGACGUUUUUUUUUUUUUGUUUUUUUUUUGGGCUUCAUUGUACAGGUCUGAACUAUAUGAGCACAAAAGGUGAUUUUUUUUUUUGUUUGUUUUCGGUACGAGAGACACCGCUGCUGUGCCCCUUUUUUUCUGUGGUUGCUCCUGUACAUUCCUCUCUUCUGAAUGUGUAAACCUGUACAUGUGGUGUGAAAAUUCCUCUAUUAAUGUGUAUCAAGAGAAUGGAACAAAGACAAAAAAUGUUGCUUUUUAAAUUAUUAUCAUCAUUAUUAUUAUUAUUAUUACUCUUAUUAUUGUCUAGCUUUGUAAAAAACGACUGCUGAUCCAUCGGGCAUACCUCAGCAGGCCUUUCCCCCAUCUUUGAAAAAGGACAACUGAGCAACGGGGAAGUGAGGUUUUGGAUAAACUAUUUUUAAUUGUGGUUGAAGCAAUAGACUUUUUGAACUUUGAAUUGUGCAUGGCUGUGUCUUGAGUGUAAAAAAAUAUUGCAGUUUGGGAACUGGACUGAAAUAAAAAGAGGAAGAAGACCAA